AUGGAUCUACUGGACGCCAUUGAAGAGCUAGAGGAGCCAACGAAUGCUCUCCACUCAGUUCAACCAACAUUUGACUUUGUCGAGCGUCAAGUUUUGUUCGUACAGCAGAAAUUGCGUGACUUUUGGCGGAAAAAGCAUGACAGGAGUGCCGAUCGACCAUGUAUUCCUUUUUAUUGGGUCUUUUCCAAAUUAUUGCGUUUAAUUGAAGAAUAUCCAGCUGGUUUGACGGAAGCUGUAAUUAUUACGGAAUUGACAAAAUUAUUAAAACAAAAAGAAGACGAACAUUCCGAGAAAAAGACGGGAACGUUAUUGAAAAAGAGGAAAAUUCAACAUGUCGAAGCCAUGGAAGACUUAUUAUUUGAAGAUAAACAGAAAGUUCUACACGCUAAAGUGAUAGAUUAUGGAAACCAUCGACUGACAUUAGAGAUGGAAAAUGCCACAGAUGUGACAAUUUACAUGUAUUUGCAUCAGCGAUUCCGGUCCUGUGUUGAUUUUAUACAGGAAAUGUUGCAACAUGAACCUAUUGGUGGUGCUACGUUCCCUUUUCAAACUGGUUGUGAAAUUUCGUUUACCAAUGCCAAACUUUUGGAGCGAAAGGAAGUGGAUAGGAGACUGAUGGAUGAAGAAAACCAUCGAGUUAAGUUUACGUUACUACCAACUGCCUUUUUGACGAUACGACUGGAUGAAGAUAGAAUGCUUGAUCGAAAAUUGUUAGCUGACGCCAUUAGUUUGAGUCAGGUGGAUCAGUUGGUUGGAGAAGUUCAAGAUCCAACUGUGAUUCAACUGCUGAUGCCGACGGCAAAAGUGCUCGAUAUUGGUGCUAUUCGACCGUACCAAGUGGCGCUCAGUCGCCUGUUUUGCGUUGGCGACACUCUUACAAUCUUUCAUCCAUUCGUGCAUGUAUGCGACCAACACGACACGGAAAUUCUGCACGUUUUGAACGAGUAUUCGUCCCAGCAACGGUUAACAUACUACUUCGAGUAUGGUAGUGCGACCGUGCUGUUUAGCAAGUCAUGUCGAGUAUCUGCCAUGAAUAAUUCCACCAAGACAUCAGCGAUUCUUCAAGAAUACGGCGAGAUGGAACGACCCUUAUCUCACUUGGACGAAAUCAAACCAGGAUGGCAUGACUUCUCGCUAUAUGCUCAUGUGCGAAGCAUUAAAGUUUCACACGGCAUCCCGCUACUUGCAGCUUUCUUCUACGCGUACUACGACCCAAAGACAAACCAACCGGGGGCUAUGAAUGCAAAAAUGCUGCUCCCACCGCCUUUGGACCACACGAUAGUGUCAAGGUACUAUCUGGUCGUGAUGCUGCAAGUUUACAUCGCAUCUUCGACACGUUUGCUGACGAUUGAGGUCACUGGUGAGAAUGCAUUGGCGGCAUUACGUCUUCUUCCAGGACAAAGUGUCUUUUUCGAUGGCCUUAUGGCCAUCGAUAUGCAGUCGAAGCCGGUACGCCGAGAACGAGGACUCAUGCCAAUUGCUUCAGCUUCAACAACCAAAGCUGAAUAUGCAUUUCCAACGAAAGCGUACAGCACAUCUUCGUCAUCCGGUGUUGUAGUGCUAUGUUCAGAUUGGGAGAGCAUCUUUGGGAAACAGUCGCUCUUCAACAAGAGCUCCAACCUCACAACAGUGAAUACAACUCCGGGUCUCCUAAACACUGCACUCGACCGCUCUGCAACACUUUACAACGUUGCAGCACACGCACUAUCUCUCGUCGAAAUGACGGUGUCAGGAAUUGGCUGGUUGAUUCCGAGCGACAAUCUCGGAGUACAAGGUUUUACAAUGGACACAACCUGCGAGAAGGGCCAUGCGACCACAUGUGCCCACAAGUCAUGUUUCCGUACAUUAGAGAUGAUGACUAGAGAACAGCAAACAAGUGGUUUACGAAAGUGGAAGUGUGUCUUUUGCCAAGAGAUAUUUUUCGGAUUGCAAGACACGGUGCAGACCUACAGUGAUUUGGUGGUAAUUCUCCAGAAUGGUCGAUCAAAGACCUCGCCAUUGGUGGUACUUUGUCACGGUGAAACAGUGGAAAGUUUGCUCGGUCUGCGUGCUGAAGUUUAUGUGGAAUUGCCAUUAGCAGAAAAACGCAAGACAUUGGAACUUAUAACGGGUACUUCGUUUCGACUUCUACUUUCUCGAUGUGAACCUCGUCACAUAUCGAUCCCAACCACCUCAUCUCGAAUUACUACUUUGAUUAUUCACUUACGCAUUGAUAUUUUACAGCCCAUUAAUACUUUUGCUGCAGCUCACCAUCUGCUCUCGAAACUACAGUAUAGAAUGUAG
Molecule: messenger RNA, 2283 nt
Organism: Peronospora farinosa
Lineage: Eukaryota; Oomycota; Peronosporomycetes; Peronosporales; Peronosporaceae
Source: the annotation of a GenBank genome assembly